AUGGCUGUUGCUGUAGCUGGGACGAAAAGGCCCUUCGCCGCUAUGAGCGACGACAGCCCAGUGAGCAGUGGCUGUUCUACGCCAAGGGCGCCACAUGUUCCCCGAGAUAUGGGCUCGCAUUUGCACAGUAUUAUCGAUGCAGAUGCUAUGGUGAACUCAAGCGUCCGCUCCACGCCUCGAGAGACGCCGGUGCCAUUUCCUCCUCCGGGUGAACUCCGCCGUUCAUUUGAAGCCGAUGCGUCCAUUGUGCUGAUUGGUAUGCGUGGCACUGGAAAGUCCACCCUAGCUGUUAUCGCGUCCAUGGCGUGCCGCAGGCGUGUUAUUGAUAUCGAUGAUCUGUUCCAAGAAGCGACUGGCUUCUCUACUGCCAAGUAUCGCAAGCAAUUCGGGGCUCCCAACCAUAACUUACGACAAGAAGAGUUGUUACGGACCGCGCUACGUGUGCACAGCAAGCACUCAAUCAUCGUCUGCAAUGGGGGAUCCUUAGAAAGAAACGGUCAAUUGCUGAUGCAAGAGUUCGCCAGGACGCACCCAGUCAUUCAUGUCGUACGAGAUCUUCGCAGUCUACAUGAGUACCUGGGUGGAGUAGGACUCCAACGACUCAAAGAUAUGGUUGCAUUUAGCGCGCCAAUUCUUCGCCGCUGCUCAAACUUCGAAUUCUACAACCUCCCGGAGACAAACGUGUCCCGCUCUGCUGUACCUACAGAACAACCGGCAGCCCCAGCAUUUCUCACUCUCAAGCGAGCUCAAAGAACAUUUCUCAAAUUUCUAUCACUGAUCAUGUCCUGCAAUGUUUCUGAUGGUCCAGUACGACAUGCCAUUCCUUCGCCAGAAGCUGGCUAUCCGCUUUCAGGUGUGCCAACCGAGCUCAGGAAACAUACCUUUGUAGUUCAAGCACCGCUAGCUGAUCUGAUGAAGGAAGAAGUUGAUAUACAGGAUCUUGAGUGUGGAUCGGAUGCCUUUGAGGUCAUCGUUGACCCUGAUGUACAUCAACAACAACUGGAGUCCGACCGAGCGGACGACAUUGGCAAGUGCAUAUCCAAAAUUCGAAGGAGUACCGUUAUUCCGGUCAUAUAUCACGUACUUCCCGUUUCGACCGAUGAUUCACGCCGAGCUUCGUAUCUUGAACAUCUACAUCACGGCCUGCGGAUGGCGCCUGAUUUUGCAACUCUUGACCUAUCGUUGGAAUCGGAUACGCUCGCAGAAGUGAUGCAAUCAAGAGGCAGUACCAAAAUCAUUGGACAUUUACAUAGCGACAAGCCUUGGGAUGACGCAUCUUGGGUUGCGUGUUACGAGGCUGCUGUGCACCUUGGUUGCAGUGUCGUUCGUUUCACUCGCCCAGCCAUGUCGACAUACGACGACGCUGCUACCCAAGACUUGAGGUUGAGGAUCGGCACUAGCAAUAGUCCCAUACCUCUUGUGUGCUACGACAGUGGGCGAGCCGGCCGUCAUUCUGCAUGCCUCAAUCAAUACCUCACCCCCGUUACGCCGGAUUCGUGGAGGGAGAAGGCCGAUUUUGCGACUCGAGCGGAACACAAUCCCGAAAUCUCGUGGCUAACAGCUCGAGAAAUUACACGGGCUUUAUAUGCGACUUUCAUCUAUGAUUCGAUGGAUAUCCAUCUUGUCGGUGCACGCCUUGCAAACACUGUAACACCAGACAUGCACAAUGCUGGUUACGCGGUUUGUGGUAUGCCUCAUCGUCUCCUGCGGGCUCAGACGUCUUCCCUGAACAGCCUGCAGGAGCUUGUCCGCAAUCCAAACUUUGGAGGCUGUAUCGUCAUCCAGCCUUUCAAAGUUGAAGUCAUUUCACUCGCCGACUCGCUCAGUAGCCACGCUCGAGCUAUCGGUGCAGUAAAUACGCUCAUACCUGUCCGUCACCUCAAGGAAGAUGGCAGUGUGCCUGGCGAUGUCGAGCUCUUUCGAGAACGCUGCCAAUCUGGUCCUAUUCAAGCGCUAUAUGGGGACAACACCGAAUGGAUUGGUCUAUGGGCUUGCGUACGGCGAGGACUAUCACCAGCGAAUGCCGUCGGACCUGCGACGUGCGGACUGGUGAUUGGAGCUGGUGGCAUGGCCAGAGCAGCCGUGUACGCGCUGUUGCAGCUGGGAGUGAGAAACAUUGUCAUCUUCAACCGAACUCUCGACAAGGCAGAGAAGAUAGCUGCCCACUAUACUCGCCUUGUCUCGUCUUCAACAGGAGCAACGCUGAUGCCGUCCUUCGGGCGGCAAGGACCUCAACCCACUUUCCACAUACUAAAGAGCCGAGAGGAUGUCUGGCCAGACAGAUUCCGCCAACCUACGAUAAUCAUCUCAUGCAUACCCGCUGACCCCAUAGAUGGCGGCCCCGCUACACAGUUUACGCUGCCGCCACAGUGGAUGCAGAGUGCUACGGGAGGAGUUGUCAUGGAGAUUGAGUACAGGACGCUCAACACGCCUCUGAUGCAACAAGUGCGGGAUGAAACUUCGCGGUUGUGGACGUAUAUGGAUGGGUUGGACUUUUUGCCCGAGCAGGCGUUUGCUCAGUUUGAGCUGUUCACGGGGAAGCGGGCGCCGCGGCGGGUUAUGCGCGAAGAGGUGCUACGGGCUUGGAGAGACGAGCAUGGGAAGGCUGAUGCGGAGAUGGUGGAGAGACGGUUGAAGGCGAUUGAGCAUCAGGAGCUGUGA
Molecule: messenger RNA, 2661 nt
Organism: Dothidotthia symphoricarpi CBS 119687
Lineage: Eukaryota; Fungi; Ascomycota; Dothideomycetes; Pleosporales; Dothidotthiaceae
Exons: 2
Coding region: 1-2661 (886 amino acids)
Biological process (GO): chorismate biosynthetic process
Molecular function (GO): 3-dehydroquinate dehydratase activity; shikimate 3-dehydrogenase (NADP+) activity; 3-phosphoshikimate 1-carboxyvinyltransferase activity
Source: RefSeq, a predicted model, not a curated record